Dryobates pubescens (Downy woodpecker) is the source of this 4724-nucleotide messenger RNA. It is a transcript of the gene LRRC7, whose product is annotated as leucine rich repeat containing 7. Gene Ontology annotation, biological process: neurotransmitter receptor transport, endosome to postsynaptic membrane; neurotransmitter receptor transport postsynaptic membrane to endosome. The coding region runs from base 82 to 4650 and encodes 1522 amino acids. The transcript is spliced from 26 exons. The record is from RefSeq and is a predicted model, not a curated record. NCBI's taxonomy places the organism in Eukaryota, Metazoa, Chordata, Aves, Piciformes, Picidae. Gene Ontology annotation, cellular component: adherens junction; postsynaptic membrane; postsynaptic density. Gene Ontology annotation, molecular function: protein binding.
CGGCGAAGCCGCGGGCGCGGGGAGCCCUCGGCCGCGCCCCCGCAAAAGCUCCGCGCCCCCCGCUCCGCGGCUUGGCCGCGCAUGGACGCGCGUUCCCGUCUGCACCUAUGCUGUUUGGAGAUGACAACCAAAAGGAAAAUCAUCGGCCGCCUGGUGCCCUGCCGGUGUUUUCGUGGCGAGGAGGAAAUCGUCUCAGUGCUGGAUUACUCUCACUGUGGCCUACAGCAGGUGCCAAAGGAGGUUUUUAACUUUGAGCGGACCUUAGAGGAGCUUUACCUAGAUGCCAAUCAGAUUGAAGAGCUACCCAAGCAACUCUUCAACUGCCAAGCUUUACGCAAGCUGAGUAUACCAGACAAUGACCUUUCCAGCCUGCCCACCACUAUUGCCAGCUUAGUUAACCUCAAGGAACUUGAUAUCAGUAAAAAUGGAAUUCAAGAUUUCCCAGAAAAUAUUAAAUGUUGUAAGUGCUUAACAAUUAUUGAAGCCAGUGUCAACCCUGUCUCGAAGCUGCCAGAUGGCUUCACACAACUUCUAAAUUUGACCCAGCUCUAUCUAAAUGAUGCCUUCUUGGAGUUUCUUCCAGCUAACUUUGGAAGACUCGUCAAAUUGCGAAUUUUGGAGCUAAGAGAAAACCACUUGAAAACUCUACCAAAGUCAAUGCACAAACUGACUCAGCUGGAGAGGCUUGAUCUGGGCAAUAAUGAAUUCUCUGAACUGCCUGAGGUUCUUGAACAAAUCCAGAACCUGAAGGAAUUGUGGAUGGACAACAACUCUUUGCAAAUACUACCUGGGUCUAUAGGGAAGUUAAAACAGCUGGUGUACCUGGAUGUGUCAAAAAACAGGAUAGAAACUGUUGACUUGGACAUAUCAGGAUGUGAAGGACUUGAAGACCUCCUCUUGUCAUCCAACAUGCUGCAGCAACUGCCAGACUCCAUAGGGCUGUUGAAAAGACUCACGACGUUGAAAGUGGAUGACAAUCAGCUCACGAUCCUGCCAAACGCCAUUGGAAAUUUGUCUUUGUUAGAAGAAUUUGACUGCAGCUGCAAUGAGUUGGAGUCCUUGCCUUCCACCAUCGGCUACCUUCACAACCUGAGGACCUUGGCUGUGGAUGAGAAUUUCCUGCCUGAGCUGCCCAGAGAAAUUGGAAGCUGCAAGAACGUGACGGUGAUGUCUCUGCGCUCCAACAAGCUGGAAUUCCUUCCUGAUGAGAUUGGGCAGAUGCAGAAGCUGAGAGUGCUAAAUCUGAGUGAUAACAGACUGAAGAAUUUACCCUUCACUUUUACCAAACUCAAAGAACUUGCAGCUUUGUGGCUUUCUGACAACCAGUCCAAGGCUCUCAUCCCACUGCAGACUGAAGCUCACCCUGAAACAAAGCAGAGAGUGCUGACUAACUACAUGUUUCCCCAGCAACCCCGCAGCGACGAAGAUUUCCAGUCAGACAGUGACAGUUUUAACCCUACCUUGUGGGAGGAGCAGAGACAGCAGAGGAUGACUGUUGCCUUUGAAUUUGAAGAGAAAAAGGAAGAGGAGGAAAAUCCAGGGAAAGUUAAGGUGGAAAUCAACCUGAAACGUUAUCCCACUCCAUACCCAGAGGAUUUAAAGAACAUGGUGAAAUCAGUUCAAAACCUGGUGGGCAAAACAAGCCACGGAGUGCGACCUGAAAACUCAACACCCACUGUCAACAGUGACCCAACAGUGAAAGACAAAUAUGAGCACAAGUGGCCCAUGGCACCAAAGGAGAUUUCAGUGGAGGUUCAAGAUAGAGACAAUAACGAAUUUCCAAAGAGUCCCUUGUCUGAGCCAGACAACAGCUCAGACAAGAAGCUGGAAAGCUCAGACAAGAAGGAGGAGGAAGAGCAUACAAAAAGCUCAGAGGAUGCCUUUGGACAUCCUGCCAGUGAGAUGAGGAUAGGAGAACUUCGUCCUUCCAUGCCAGAGACUCCACUGUACCCUCCCAAACUCGUUCUUCUGGGUAAAGACAAGAAAGAAUCCACAGACGAGUCUGAAGCAGAUAAGAUCCAUUGUCUGAAUAACAGCGUUUCCUCAGGCACUUACUCAGACUAUUCCCCUUCCCAGGCUUCCUCAGGGUCCUCCAACGCCCACGUUAAAAUGGGGUCCUUGCAGACAACGGCUAAAGAAGCAGUGAAUAACUCUUUGUGGGGGAACAGGCUGGCACAGUCCUACCCACAGCCCCUCGAAACAAAGCCAUUGCUGAGCCAGCGGGAAGCGGCUCCGGCGGUGCCGCUGCCGCAGCGCACGGACAGGCGCCCGCUGAGCGACACCUUCCCCGACAGCUGGAACGACAGCUCGCACUACGACAACACGGGCUUCGUGGCGGAGGAGAGCGCGGUGGACAGCCCCAACGCCAACCCCCUCCUGAGCACCAAAACCAGAAGCACCUCGGCGCACGGGCGGAGGCCGCUGAUCAGGCAAGACAGGAUAGUCGGCAUUCCCCUGGAGCUGGAGCAGCCCACGCUCAGAAACACACACGAAUCUGAAGUGCCUCCUCCCAACCCUUGGCAAAAUUGGACCAGAACCCCUAGUCCUUUCGAAGACAGGACAGCUUUUCCUUCCAAACUGGAAAGCACCCCCACCACCAGCCCUUUGCCUGAGCGGAAAGAUCACAUCAAGGAGGCCGUUGAGAUGACCGGCACCUUCCCCCCGGGGAUAGCGUGGGAAUAUCACGAUUCGAACGCUAACCGAAGCCUCACCAAUGUUUUUUCCCACAUCCACUGUCGGCCGGAUCCUUCCAAAAACGUCAUCUCCAUCAGCAAGAGCACGGAGCGCCUGUCCCCCAUGAUGAGGGACCUGAAAACAAACAAGUUCAAGAAGUCGCAGAGCAUCGACGAGAUAGACAUCGGCACGUACAAAGUGUACAACAUCCCCUUGGAAAACUAUGCAUCCGGUAACGACACCGUAGGAACCCACGAGAGGGUGGACAAGCUCCUGGGCCCGGAGCACGGCAUGCUGAGCAUGUCCCGCAGCCAGUCGGUCCCCAUGCUGGACGACGAGCUGCUGACCUACGGCAGCGUCAAGGUGCAGCCGCAGCAGAAGCCGUCCGUCACCAAGAAAGUCUACCAGUUCGACCAAAGCUUCAACCCGCAGGGAGCGGUGGAGGUCACGGCGGAGAAGAGGCUACCGCAGCCUUUCCAGAUCAACCCCGAGUACAUUCCCCAGCAGAGUAAAAACCUGCCCCAGGAGCUGGUCAGCCCCAGGGUGUACCGCGGCUACCCGCCCGUGGAGCACAUGUUCUCCUUCUCCCAGCCGUCGGUGAACGACGAGACGGUCGCUCCCCCCUUCGCGACCCAAGGGUCCCGGCCGGGGUUCUUGAGGAGGGCAGAUUCGUUGGUCAGCUCCACCGAGAUGUCCAUGUUCAGGAGAGUCAGUGAGCCCCACGAGCUGCCCGUGACCGACAGGUAUGGCAGGCCUCCAUACCGAGCGGCUGUGGAGCGCCAGGGCAGCAUGGCGCUCUCUGAGUCUCAGUUCCUCAAGAGGAACGGCAGGUACGAAGACGAGCACCCUUCCUACCAAGAAGUGAAAGCCCAGACCGGGAGCUUUCCGGUUAAAAACCUUACCCAAAGGCGGCCGCUGUCGGCAAGAAGCUACAGUACAGAGAGUUACGGCACGUCCCAAACCAGGCCGGUUUCAGCGAGGCCUACAAUGGCAGCUCUGCUGGAAAAGAUACCUUCAGACUAUAACUUGGGUAACUAUGGCGACAAGCCUUCCGAUAGCAGUGAUAUAAAGACAAGGCCUACCCCUGUGAAGGGAAAUGAGAGCUGUGCUAAAAUGCCCGCUGACUGGAGACAACAGCUACUUAGACAUAUAGAAGCUAGAAGGUUAGACAGGACCGCUGCUUACAAACACAACACAGUUAGCCUUGGCAUGCUGCACUCUGGAGGGUUUUCAGCAAUGCAUGCCGGCAGAAGCAUGACUUUAAACUUGCAGCCUAAAUCUAAAUUUGAAAGCCAAAUGCUUCAAGAGCUACCUCUACCGAAAACCCCAUCGCAGCAGAGCAGCAUCCUGGACAACGGGCAGGAGGAGGUGACCGUGGGCAGCCAGUGGAACCCCUACCCGCUGGGGCGGCGGGACGUGCCACCGGACACCGUCACCAAGAAGGCAGGUAGCCACAUCCAGACCUUGAUGGGCUCGCAAAGCCUGCAGCACCGCAGCCGCGAGCAGCAGCAGCAGCAGCAGCAGCAGCAGCAGCAGCAGCAGCAGCAGUAUGAAGGCAACAUGAACAAGGUCACCAUCCAGCAGUACCAACCACCACUGCCCAUCCAGAUCCCCUCCUCCCAGACCUCCCGGGCACCGCAGACAGGGAGAUGUUUAAUCCAAACCAAGGGGCAGAGGAGCACCGAUGCCUACCAGGAGCAGUUUUGUGUGAGGAUAGAGAAGAAUCCUGGCCUUGGAUUUAGUAUCAGUGGUGGAAUCAGUGGACAAGGAAAUCCAUUCAAACCUUCUGAUAAGGGUAUCUUUGUUACUAGGGUUCAGCCUGAUGGACCAGCAUCCAGCCUGCUCCAGCCUGGCGACAAGAUCCUCCAGGCCAACGGACACAGCUUUGUACAUAUGGAGCACGAGAAAGCUGUUCUACUACUGAAGAGUUUCCAGAACACAGUAGACCUAGUUAUUCAACGUGAGCUUACUGUCUAAAUAUUUUUAUAUCAAUAGCAGAUAUGUCUAAGCCAGACCUAAUGUUCAGAUUUCUAUACAUAGGGUAAAAAAAC